Messenger RNA from Hyalella azteca, 1217 nucleotides. Its product is annotated as condensin complex subunit 2-like. NCBI's taxonomy places the organism in Eukaryota, Metazoa, Arthropoda, Malacostraca, Amphipoda, Hyalellidae. The coding region runs from base 150 to 1217 and encodes 355 amino acids. Gene Ontology annotation, molecular function: chromatin binding. The record is from RefSeq and is a predicted model, not a curated record. The transcript has 7 exons. Gene Ontology annotation, cellular component: condensin complex. Gene Ontology annotation, biological process: mitotic chromosome condensation.
CUGAACAUCUUGUAAAAUCGAUAUUUGUUCAACCUUUAUUUAUUCUUCCUUACCACUGUUCAAAAAGAUCACCUCCAGUCUAGGUAUGAUUUUCACAAGUUAUCAUUCACAACCUAUAGAACUUGUACCAAAACUUAAUAGUAGUUAGAAUGACUGGAAUUGGACCAUCCCCGGGUGGUGCUCAGCUUGUUCACUCAAGACUCAGCCUUACAGGAGGAAACAGGCGCAGCAUUGGCUCCUCUGGGCUUGCUGCCACUCCUGCCAUCCAGAACAAGGGGGAUGAGUCUGCCAGUGCCUAUCUGGCAUUACAGGAUGACGAGGAAGAGCGCCGCCAGCGUCAGUUAUCCCGGCUGCAGCAGUUGCAACAGUCCCGCACACAUGGCAGCCCAGGUGCAGAUGGCACCCCAAGCGGCAAGGACAAGAGACGCAGUGUAUCGUCCCUGGAGCCCAGGCUAACUGGACAGCAGCUUGCCUUGCACUACACCAAGUGCAUCCAACUCAGUGCUGAGAAUAAAAUCAACAUCAAAAAUGCCUUCAAUCUGCAGCUCAUUGACUUCAUGACCGACAUGCUUAAGAAGAAGCAUUCUGACAUGAACAACUUUCAGGUGGCAAGCUGCACACUGGAUGCCAGCACCAAGAUCUAUGCGUACCGAGUGGACAGCGUACACACGGACACCAUGCGCAUGGCGGGCGGGUUGGGCCGCACUCAGCAUGAUGCUGGUCAUGCUCCUGAAGAUGUUGAUGGCGACCAGCCUGGGGAACAGAUCGGCAAAAUUAAAAGAAAAAGAACGAAGAAGGCCGCCACAAUAGAAAGCAACCCCGCCGCCCUCAAUUUGUCAUCUCUUGACUUGGAAUUUAUAGUGGACCCACUUUUUAAAAAAAUUGCUUCCGAGUUUGAUGAGGGCAAGGCUGGUGGUGGGCUCUUCCUCAACGCUUUGAUGCUCAGGAUGGCGGGCUGCGUGCGUGUAGCGUCCCUGCUGCUGGUGCUGCUGUGCGCGUGCUGCGCUACAGCGCUCGAGUGCUACCAGUGCUCGGGCUGUGAGGAGGGACAGCUCGGCCACCCCAUCCACUGCACCCAGUCGCAGAACGCCUGUUCGCACGAGGCUCGCGUCAUCAACUGCUGCUCCACGAACUACUGCAACGGCGCCUCCCUCGCCUCGCCCGCCACCCUCGCGCUGCUGCUGGCCCCUCUUGUUGCCAGCGUCCUUAUGCGCUAA